AUGAUAGAAUCGACGGAAUUGGCGCAGUCAGGAGGAUCGGAAUGUAUAAGAGCAGAAAAGUCGCACCUAUUUGGAACAAGGGUUAUAAACAAUAAGCCGCAACUUCGCGAAGAAACUUCCCGUUCGAGAGAGCCCCUCCGGGUGGAUGACGUCAGUGCGAGAUGUCGCUGUUGGCCGAUCAUAUCGGAUCAGCCAACAUCGUGUGAGCACAUCGGGAAUGCUAAGUUGCCAACCGACGCUAAAAUAGAUCUAUAUAGAACGGCGGAAAAUCAGGUCAGUCUCGUUGGCGCCAUGAGUCCUCUUACCAGCGUUCUAGUUCUCCUAUCGAUAGGAUUGGCGACUUGCCAGGAUCUCAACAAUGUUUACAAAAAACUACAAUUCCAAUCUAACCACAACCGAGCGUUCAACCAACAGCAAGCCUCACCAAUGCAACAGGCCAUGGAGUCCAUCCGGCCCAUCAUCACCAGCCUCGAGGAAAAAUGCGAAGCAGCCGGCAAGGCGUCCGUCGCCCAAGGUCUAGAGAAUAAAGUGUCGAACGCCUUCGCCUGCAUCGGGGGCAAGCUGGACUUCGGCCGCAUCCAGCAGGAGAUCGGCGCCGCCCAGCGGACGGGCUCCGACGACGCGAUGGACAAGGCCUUCGACGACAUCUGCCAGAUCUGGCCGGACUCGAAGAACUGCGUCCAGCCCAUCUUCGACGACGUCAAGAUCUGCCUGAACGACACCGAGUACGCCGACUUCAACCUCUACCUCACGUUCAUGGACGCGACCAAUAACUUCUUCUGCGACGACAACCACCAGCGCAUCGACGAGCUCCUCCACGAUCCGCAGGCGGCCGGUUGCCUGAUGACCGUCAGCAACGAUAUCAAAGAUUGCGGAAGGGAGAAGGCGGAUCAGUUGAAGCCGAAAUUGCAAUUCGACAAUCAGGAUUGCUCCGAUUUCCAAGAGGUCAGGCAAUGCAUCGUCAGCAAAAUGGAUUCCUGUCCCACGCAAACUCCCGUUAAAAUGGUCGACGACUACUUAGAGCUGGUGCACAAGAUGUUCUGCAACUCGGCGCCGAGCCUGUCUUCGGUCUCCGCCUUCAACGUGCUCCUGCUGCUGUGUACUUAUCUAUUUUCUAAAAUGUUUUAGAUCGUUUAGAGUACUUUCACGAGCGUUUAAGUACGAUCUACCUCGACAGCAUUUUUCCGCCAUUUUCUAGCUUGACAGUCGGGAAGUCGCGAGUGCUGUUUUACUUUUGUUAAAUUCUGUAGAGUUGAACGUUCGCUAUUAAGUGUAUAUUUAGAUAUAUCACGUGCUGUAGACGUGUUUAAAGUUUAAAAGUAUGAGGAUAUUUAUUAAUGGAAUACAUUAAUCUGCUUGUUUCUUGACGUAUACUUUUUUCGUACACUGGCUAAGUGUAUGUGAAUUUGUUGUGAAGGUGUGCUUUCAAUGUAACUUCAUUUUUUGAUUAAAGUUUCUCCGAAAACGACCUAUUUUUUUACCGAUAGCAGUAAAAUAAGCUUCUUGAUAUGACAUAUAAAUAUUAUAAAAAUGAAAUUGAUGUGAACGUUGUUUUUUUUUGUUAUUUUUGUUAAUUACAGUUCAAUAUAUCUAAUAAAAUUUGAAAAAAGGCACA
Molecule: messenger RNA, 1615 nt
Organism: Phyllotreta striolata
Lineage: Eukaryota; Metazoa; Arthropoda; Insecta; Coleoptera; Chrysomelidae
Source: the annotation of a GenBank genome assembly